AUGACAGCGUUUGCAGGUUUGCUGCGAUCCCGAGUUACCAGGCAUGCUAAAAUCUGGGGCUGGCGCGAUGACGUCAAGAAGAUGUCCGAGAACUGGGAAGAAGGACAACAGGAGAGAGAGCCCUACAGAAAUUACAUCUAUGGUCAGCGCGGUUUCAAAGAAUGCGAGAUCGAUCCAAGGACCCGGCAACAGGCUCCAGCACGCAUGGCUCUGGGCCGUGUCACGGAGGCCCUUGCCGCUUUCGAGACCCAGGACUUCUUCAGAGCUGAGUUCGCCGAACUCAAGCCAUCUGACAUCACGGAGGUCGGCACCUACACCAUAAAGGCUGACUCAGGUGAGACUGUGUGUCCUGGAGAGGUCCCUGAGUACGUGCCGAUCAAGCGCGGAAAACGCUUGGAGAAGGAGCCAGGCUUCAAGAGGCCACCCACAGACGACAAGGGUUACAUCCAGUACAUCGAUGAGAAAUGUGAUCUCUACGAGGCAGCGAAGCAGGUUUCAUCAAAGCAGCAGUUCUCCCUGGACAAAGACAUCAUUUGUGACCGCUCUUCCCUGGUGACUCUUCUGGAGUACGUCAGUGAAAACUUAACGGGCUUCUUGAUGCCCAAGGGACAGCACAACAACCCGGUCGAUCUCGUGAAGAUCUCCAAAGCUGCGGAUGGCAAGGCUCUCGUUAUGGAGCAUCUGCUGGAUGUGAAACGAAUGAAGUGUUUCCCUUACCGGGGUGCAUGGAAGCGCUCCGAGGUCUCCAACCAUGGAACUUACACACCUGCCUUCCGACGCUUGGCCUACGGAGACUGCAAAACCAAGAACUUGAUGAUCACGGGACUCCCGCAGAUUGCUGGCAGCAGCGCAGGUGAACUGGACACAUCCUAUCGUUUCGUCGAAUUUGAAACCAACGGUGUCAGCUUUCUGGUGAAGGCUCCAGCCGAUGCGCAGAAGGAUGGCAAAAACCUGGAGCUCGCCCAUAAGAACUGGUACUACCAGAACGAGGCAGGGAUGAAUCGUUUGAGCUGGCUCCGUUGA
Messenger RNA from Symbiodinium necroappetens, 1023 nucleotides. NCBI's taxonomy places the organism in Eukaryota, Dinophyceae, Suessiales, Symbiodiniaceae. The record is from the annotation of a GenBank genome assembly.